CAUGACAUCAAUCUUGCCACUCUGUCACGUUAUGAUAUUUGACCAUGGUGCUCGUUAUGACCAUGGUGCUCUCCGGCGGGUAUGUCUUCACGCAAGCUGUGCUUGGAACGUUUUGUUACCACACUCGGCAUAGAUUGAUGUCACAUGACGUAGACCACACUCGGCAUCAGUCUAUGCCGAGUGUGGUCUACGUCAUGUGACAUCAGUCUAUGCCGAGUGUGGUCUACGUCAUGUGACAUCAGUCUAUGCCGAGUGUGGUCUACGUCAUGUGACAUCAGUCUAUGCCGAGUGUGGUCUAUGUCAUGUGACCUCAAUCUAUGCCGAGUGUGGUCUACGUCAUGUGACCUCAAUCUAUGCCGAGUGUGGUCUACGUCAUGUGACAUCAAUCUAUGCCGAGUGUGGUCUACGUCAUGUGACCUCAAUCUAUGCCGAGUGUGGUCUGCGUCAUGUGACAUCAAUCUAUGCCGAGUGUGGUCUGCGUCAUGUGACAACAACCUAUGCCGUGUGGUCUACGUCAUGUGACAUCAGUCUAUGCCGAGUGUGGUCUGCGUCAUGUGACCUCAAUCUAUGCCGAGUGUGGUCUACACUAUGUCAUGUGACAUUUAAUGACAUGACAUCAAUCUGUGCCGAGUGUGGUCUACGUCAUGUGACAUCAGUCUAUGCCGAGUGUGAUCUACACUAUGUCACAGGACAUUUAAUGACAUGACAUCAAUCUAUGCCGAGUGUGGUCUACGUCAUGUGACAUUUAAUGACGUGACAUCAAUCUAUACCAAGUGUCCUCUAUGUCACGUGACACUGACACUGGAGACUCCUUCUAUACACGUUAAACAGGUUCGUAUGUGGAGCGUCCCCAAUACGAGACCCUGUGAUUAGGUAUUAGAAUGAGCAAGAUGAACCCGUGACUCGCCUUGCAGCUGGAACUACCUCUUGGAGGUUCUCGAGAUCCGGGCCGCUACCACGAAUUUGGAACAUAUCGGCGUAGGUUCGUCCUCAGCCACUGCUCCGUCUUCUCUGUCUUGUUUUUAAUUACGUUCACACGCAGUGCCUGUAUGAGGCGAAAAGGCGCCAGAAGGAGCCCCAGCAAGUGCAACUGGAGCUAAGGCAGCCGUCUGUGCGGAGCAGGAAUGUAAGGCUCGCUCAUUUGAAGUUAAAGAUAGAGGCAGCGCAGGCUGGAGCCUGACAGUUUCUAAUUUCAGCCUGCUGCUCUCGCUUCACUGCACUGCUUUUGUUGUGGUGCUCGGGCCUGUUGAGAAAGCAAGAGGGACGUCUACGGCAGGAACAACAUUACAGGCGACACAACUUUGUAAAUACGAGCGAGAGAGAGAGAGAGAGAGAGAGAGAGAGAGAGAGAGAGAGAGGGGGACCAUGGUGCUCUCCGGCGGGUAUGUCUUCACGCAAGCUGUGCUUGGAACGUUUUGUUACACUUGAAUAUUUAGUAAACAUUUUGUCCUGCUUUAAGAUUGUCAGUGACGAGUGACAUUUUAUCCAUUGUUUUGAGUUGUUUUUUGUUUUGUUUUGUUCGACAUGCAGUUCGUAUCAUCUGUUGGCUGGUGUCAGAGCUUUCCUGGAUCAAGGGCAGGACAUUCUCUAAACCUAAUCAUGCAUUACACACCGAUGAAAAGAACAGGCUUGGAAGAGUGGACCCGAUUGUCAGAUUUGAACCGUGUUCCGUAACCUCUCCGUAACGGCGGAAAGAAAACGUCUUUAAUCUGAUCCGACUGCUUUAUAUUAAAGAAUGAUCGAGGAAGCUCAACGUAGCAGCAGCACCAUGGCAGACAGAAGACAACUGUUUGCUGAGAUGCGAGCUCUACAGUUGGAUUCCAUCAGACUUUCCACUUACAGAACUGCGUGCAAGCUCCGAUUCAUUCAGAAGAGGUGCAAUUUGCACCUAGUGGACAUCUGGAAUGUCAUCGAAGCCUUCCGGGAGAACGGCCUUAACACCAUGGACCUCAACACGGAGUUCUCAGUGGCUCGACUCGAAGCAAUACUGUCCACGAUCUUCUUGCAGCUGAACAAGCGUAUGCCCACUACACACCAGAUCAGUGUGGAGCAAUCCGUGUUACUUCUGCUCAACUUCUUGCUGGCGGCAUAUGACCCGGAAGGUCUAGGCAAGAUCUCGGUAUUUGUCGUGAAGAUGGCGCUUGCUACGUUAUGUGGAGGGAAGAUUCUGGACAAAUUAAGAUACAUUUUUUCUCAGAUAGCAGAUCCCACAGGUGUGAUGGUUUAUUCCCAGUUUGACCAGUUCUUGAAGGAGGUGCUCAAGCUUCCCGUUACUGUUUUUGAAGGACCGUCUUUUAGCUAUGCCGAGCAGACCGCACGGACUUGCUUUGCACAACAAAAGCAGGUUUCUCUGAACGUGUUCCUGGACACCUUCAUGUCCGAUCCUCCGCCACAGUGUCUUGUAUGGUUGCCGCUUAUGCAUCGGCUGGCUAACGUGGAGAACGUCUUCCACCCCGUUGAGUGCUCCUACUGCCACAGCCAAAGCAUGAUGGGAUUUCGCUAUCGGUGCCAACAAUGCCAUAAUUACCAGCUCUGUCAGGAGUGCUUCUGGAAGGGCCUUGCCUCCGGCUCCCAUAGCAACCAGCACCAGAUGAAGGAAUACACGUCAUGGAAAUCUCCUGCUAAGAAGUUAUCGAACGCUCUUAGUAAGUCUCUGAGCUGUGCCUCUAACCGGGAGCAACUCCAUCCCGUGUUCUCCGACGUUCCUGAGAAACCUCUCAACCUUGCUCACGUGGUGCCUCCAAGGCCAGCGAACAGUGGGAACGAGUACACGCUGUCCCACACCAUGCCUUCGACCAACAAGCCCUUCAGAGUAGCCGGGAACGAGGACGUUAAACAGAGGAUACUCCUGACUAGGGAUACCCCAGACCUACUGAAAGGGAAAGGGGUUCAGUACAGCCUUGAUAUUGCGGACAGACUCGCAGACGAACAUGUUCUCAUCGGGUUAUAUGUGAACCUCCUCCAAAAGAACCGCACCGGUUUGCUGGAAAGCAGGACUAAUAACCAGGAUGAUGAGCACUACCUCAUUGCCCGCUAUGCUUCCCGGUUGGCUGCCGACAGAACAUCAGUGCAAGCCAGAGUGCCGACUGACCUGUCUCUCUCUCUGGACACGAACAAACAACAGAGGCAACUCAUCGCUGAACUGGAAAGCAAGAACAAGGAAAUCUUGCAGGAGAUUCAGCGGUUAAGACAGCAGCAUGAUGAAGCAUCUGAACCUCUAGCUGACAAAAGCCAGCAAAACCCUACACUGCUCGCUGAGCUUCGCCUUCUUAGGCAGAGGAAGGAAGAACUGGAGGACAGGAUGUCGGCUCUUCAAGAGAGCCGUAGAGAACUGAUGGUGCAGCUGGAACAGCUCAUGUUACUGUUAAAGGAGGAAGAACGGAAGCAGAAUCAGGGUCCAGGCUCCUCCUCUCGCUCCUCCCCGAGCCACACAGCCAGCAGCUCCAUCCCCAUGCCUGUACCGGCAACUUCCGGCAACACGACACCCAGUCAGACGCCUCAGGACUCGCUCAUGGGGCUUGGAGGAGACGUCAUACAGGCUUUUUCUCAGAGUUCAAGACGUAACUUAAGAAACGACCUGCUCGUGGCUGCGGACUCCAUCACCAGCACCAUGUCCUCGCUGGUUAAAGAGCUUCACUCGGAAGCAGGAAGCGAGUGCGACAGUAACGUUGACGGAGAAGCUGACGGACUCGAGUCACGGAUGCUAGAUGAGGACCUAGAAGGAGAGGGAGGCUACGAGAAGGAGUUGGAGCGGCGUCUGGAGAGAGAACUCCGGAUGGACGAGAAAACCCCUGCUGGAGAAAGUCUACAUGGUAGAGGAAUCGCGCAGUACUGAAGGGCCGAGCGCUCGACGACGCAAACGAAUCUACUGAGCAUUAACACCACCUUCUGUAAAUAUACAUGUCUUUUGUUUUUCGAAAUAUACAGAAUUGUGUUUUAGAGAAAAAAAAAAUUAUAUAUAUAUAUAUAUAUACUGUGAACUGACUCAGAGAUUAUGCAGAGCAGAUAUGUCAUAACACCAUCAGUGCCAUAAAAACGAAGACACACGGACGUUAUUUUACCGACAUUUCGCGUACUGUACCGUUUUCAGAAAGUGGCGGGAAAAUCAGGUUUAACAAAGCUGCUAUCUUUUAUAGCGUACGUCACACCUCGCGCUGACUUGCCCGCUAGCUUCGCUGUCUUUACGUCGCAUCGAUUUGAGAUUGGGAUCGUGUGGUUGUUCUUUUCUUUUGAUUUGAAUUCGAAGCAAAACUUCUAAAGGUAUAAAAUCGUGUGUAUAUAUACACACACACACACAGUAAAAUUCCAAACGAAUACACUGCCUUAGCUUAGGUAAAUCAGGUUAACCCUCGAAGAAUUAUACUGGAUUAUUAGGAAUUCUUUGUUUUAUUUUUUUCAACAAAUGAUCGUUUCACACUGGUACGCUUCAUUUCCUGCAGAGUUAAGUAGGCCAACUCUUUUGAAGCGAAUUAAAAGCGACAAGAAGCUGACCCGCGUUCAGAAGUAUUCGAAUGCGAUAAAAUUCUUCCGUACGGUCCGAGUUAAAACACUGCGUCGAUUACCGUGUUCGUUAAUUAAGCGCUUACUCCUAAGCACACGUUUGAAGUCAUAUGUUUGUUCGUGUACUAAACGAGUACGGUGUUUUCAUUUAAACAGGUUUUUUUUUGUUUUUUUAAAUGUAUUGAAUUUUUUUUAAAGGGUCACGGUUGCAGCACGGCAGUUGUUUAUAAGUGUCGUUUAUAUAACUGUAUAUCCCACACCACUUGUACACACUUGAAAUAAUAGCCUGCCCACCAUUUUGAACUGGUCUGUUACACUUUGCAUGGUGCAAGUAAAAUAAAUAAAUAAAUGAAGGAAUGAAUAAAUAAAGAUAUUCUGUUGUAUUCGGACUGCACGACUGUCACGUCUUUGGGCAGCACAUUUUCACACAGCUCCAUCAACGGGUCUCUGAUAGUUCCUAUAUGGUAGCGUUUCUAUAGUAACAGCUUACACUGGGGCCGGAUGCUUGGUCUCAGUUUAUUUAGGAGUGUUCAGAGUUUUAAAAAUUGCAAUCGCUGGCAAAUUUCGGUGCUGUUCAAGAAAUCAAACAGACGCUGUUGGAAAAUAAUCCACUUCUGGGUGGGAACAGUGCCCCUGCUUCAUCGCACUACCCCCUGUCGUUGAUUAUUUGCCUACAUCAGCAUGCCCUGCAAGCGUUUUAUAAGGAAUAAAACGCAUGCAAAUGGAGAUUGUACCAGGUGUACCAGUUGUACCAGUCCUUCCAUACCUCAGGGGGAACUUUUAGGGUUAAGGAUCCCUUAAACUGUAAAAGAAAUUCCAGACUUAUUUCAUGAACGAUGUCUAAACGUACACAAAUUGUUAUUGUGUACUUAUUAGAGAUUUAUUUCCCCCUGAAGUUUCCACUGACGGACCACUUUUUUUGGUUUUUUUUUUUUAUGGGCAAAGUUUUGUUUUGUUUCUGCACUACCGAGGAGGUGGAGAUAAAGAAUUCUAUAAUAAAUCCCAAGGUCGAUGAUGUUUGGUUUUCAAACAUUUUUAAAAUCAUGGUCCUUUUGGACUAGUUUGGGCCUACACUGAGAUCCCCAAAUAAAAUAGGAGCAGCUGGCCAAAGAGGAUCUUUGGAAUUUUUAAAAUAAAUAAAUAAAUAAAUAAAUAAAUAAUAAAAAAGUCCAUAUGAACGCAAAUGGUCUGGGUUUUGUGCUAUGGUGUACAAAAGAGCAGUUGCUUUUGCUUUCCGGUGUUGUAAAAACAAAAACAAAACACCAACCCCAAUGCCCAAAUGAUUCAAAACAAGUUGGAAAGUUGGCUUAAAGUCCAGUUGUGUCCACCAGGGGGCGUUCAUAAUGAAAGCCAUAUAAAAAGAAAAGUUAAGAGUAGGAAACCCAGGAUCCACUUGUUCCCUGUAUGUGGACACAAUGAACCACAAAAGUAACUAAUUACUCAUUUUCUCCUUGAAUUUCUAGCCAAGUUGAUUGCAGACAGGGGGAAAAAAACCCAGAACACUAGGUUCUGUUUAUUCUACUGAUAAACUCUUUUUCCUAAAAACGAAUUACGGUCCAUUUAUGCGACUAAUCCUGUCCUUUUGGAUUU
This is a messenger RNA of Ictalurus furcatus (blue catfish), 6090 nucleotides long. RefSeq names its product dystrobrevin, alpha (gene dtna). NCBI's taxonomy places the organism in Eukaryota, Metazoa, Chordata, Actinopteri, Siluriformes, Ictaluridae. The transcript is spliced from 22 exons. The record is from RefSeq and is a predicted model, not a curated record. Gene Ontology annotation, molecular function: zinc ion binding. Gene Ontology annotation, cellular component: synapse; plasma membrane. Bases 1736 to 3835 code for a protein of 699 amino acids. Gene Ontology annotation, biological process: synaptic signaling.